CAUCCAUACUGUGUUAUUCGUCCUCAACCUAGACAGUUAAAAAGAAACAAUAAUAAUUCCUGUUUACCAGAUUUACAUCGGUAUCGGACCUAUCCUUAUCUUUCUCGAGAUUAAUUCCGGUAUUCGAUCCCAUCGAAAUUACUCUCUUGCACGCCUUGACGUGAAAACACACUGAGAAGGACUCUGACAAAAGAUUGACUGCAUGUUCUCGAAUAGAAUGUUUUAAUGGCUUUCAAUUCGAGCGCCAGUGGAUUGGGCCGAAAAGGGUCGCAGUGGAUGAACUACAACUACCCCGUUUCGCCGGCCAUCCUGGAAUCGAUAGACAGCCUUUCGCUGUCCAACAAUCGCAAUUACCAAGUGAAGGAGAAUGAGGUCAAACGCCAUGGUCCUUCUCUUCCUGACAUCACACACACAUCGGAAUUUACAUCGCUUGAACUUAGUUUGGAUGAUCAGAAUGGAAAUGUGGUCAAAGCUUUCCAGCUCCUUGAUUCAAAAGAGUGCAUUAAGGUUGGAACUGCAGAAGAAUUUUGUGUAUUACUCGGCUUGAAACCAAUGAACCCCAAUGGCUACCAGAGGGUCAAAGUGGUGACAAUAAUCGGAAACACGGGAGACGGCAAAUCACACACGAUGAACCACAUAUUUUUCAAUGGAGAAGAGGUGUUCAAGACAUCGCCAGAACAGUCAAGCUGCACAAUAGGCAUCUACGCAGCUUACUCGUCUGAGUUUGGCGUCAUCUGUUUAGACACGGAGGGGCUGAUGGGGUCCAUAAAAGCCGUCGAUGCGCAGUAUAGAACCCGCCUCCUGGUCAAAGUCCUCGCCGUUUCUGACAUUGUCAUCUAUCGCACAAGAAGUGACAGGCUUCACGACAACAUGUACAAGUUUCUGUCCUCUGCGUCUCAUGACUACACAAACCAUCUUCAGUCGUGUCUGGAGAUGAUUUGCAAAAAAAAUGAAUUAGGUGGUACCAUAUCAUCCCUUGGGCCGUCCAUACUCAUCUUCCAUGAAACCCGGCAUACAAAGCCUCUUACUUUGCGAGGAGGUCGCACUCCUGAAGAUACCCUGAGGAAAAACUUUAAGGAAAUGGGCCUUUCUUUCGAUGCAUUUUCCUCACUGUGCUACAUAGGGCAGCAAACGCAGACGAGCACGGACUAUUCCGAAGUGCUCAAUUACAUGAAGACCGAGCUGGCUAAUACAACAGUCAGGUCGCCACGCAACCCCAAACUGGUUUACAACAUCCUCAGGACCCUGAACGACAGAUUUAGCGGGAAGAUAAACACGAGGGGCGAGGUGUUGCCGGACGAGUACUUCACAUGCCCCUCUUCGUGCCUUUCGUGUGAUAAAAGGUGCCAACUAUCUAUGGGCCAUAUUUCCAAUGGGCAGCAACAUUUCACCAAAAAAAAGUGCAGAUAUCAACAUCAAUAUGAGAAUAUAUUUUAUGUCUGCAAGAUUUGCUACAGCAAUGGAAAGGAGGUGAGAGUGACACCUAAAUACAGCACAACUAACGAUGGUUCAUGGUUUGAAGUAAUUACAAAAUACGCCUGGUCCGGCUAUGUCAUCGAGUGUCCAAACUGUGGAGAGAUUUAUCGUAGCCGACAAUACUGGUAUGGAAACACACCACCGGAGGAUACGGCCGUUCGUACUGAAAUACACCACAUUUGGCCAGGGAUGUUGAGCAAUGCUAACAAUCAAAAUUCGGCACAGCGUGUAAUCGAUGGAGUUGCGUAUUUUACAGAAGCUGUUGUCAGUGCUUCAGCCACGCCAACAAAAGCCUUGAGCUCGUGGGUUUCAGACCAAGUCGCACCGAAAUACUGGAAACCAAAUGUUGAAAUAAGUAAAUGCAACGUAUGUGGACACAGUUUUACAAUGGACAUGAAAAUCCAUCACUGCCGAGUGUGUGGAGAGGGAGUAUGUGCAACCUGCUCUAGUCGAAAAAAGUCUGUUCCCGAGAAAGGUUGGGAAUAUCCCGUGAGAGUUUGUGACUUCUGUUUCGCCCCAUCUCAGGAAUCGCAAGCGUCACUGUCAAGCGACAGCGAAGUGAUGCCACGUAAAGUCACAGAAGCAGUUGUCACAACAUUCUCAACACUUGGAUCACUUCUGAACUAUCCCAAAAGCAUGAUUAAAGAAACUGCAAGACCAUCAUACUGGGUUCCGGACUCUGAAGCAAGGGAUUGCUGCGUGUGUCAAGCACCGUUCCAAUCAUGCGGCGGCACUGCUGCACUUCACCACUGCCGUUCAUGUGGUGGUGCUGUCUGUGGCGGCUGCUCAACAGGGCGUAAGUCUGUUCCUCACCGGGGAUGGGAUACGGCUGUCAGAGUCUGUGAUAAUUGUUUUAAGUGCUAAUUUCCUCCUUAUGCUGUUAUAUUUCAAUGACAAAAUAUGUUUAAGGGGAGGUUGUGGGUUUGAAAAUAUCCUGUUUUCUUGUUCUUUCAUAAUCGUCUGGUGUAGAUCUCUUUUAAAUAAAGAGUAUUCAUUAACUGCUUGAAAUUUUAACAUCUCAUUAAUAAUUAAAAUUUCAGGUUUAAAUGUGUUGAAUUUACAAUAUUUAAUUUUGCAUAAUUGAAAUGAAAGAUGAACUCUUUGGUUUCUCGUGCUGACUCACCAACCAAAAAGGAACAUAGUUACCAAUAGACAUUGUAGAACAUCAGAACUUUAGUAUUGACUCGUCAGCAUUAAAAUUCCUUUGAUCCAAAAGACAAUAACAUAAAAUUCUUGUUUAUUUUUUACUAGUAUUUAAAUAGACUGAAUUUCAACAGAUAAGUCACCCCAAAAUGUUACUAUGUGAAACAGGCUGAUCUUCAAAAUAAUAAUCGAUAAAUUGGUAUGAUAAAGCCAUGUUAUUGAAAUAAAACUUGUUAAUAAUUUUUUGUUGCUGUUGCUCAACACUUGGAACAAGGGAGUAGGACUAAUAUGUUCCUAACCAAAAUUCUUCACAACAAUUAUAAAAAAUACAAAUAUUGUUUGUAUUACCGUAUAUCUGCAGAGAGUUUUUUUGCAAGUACAUAUAUCCAAUUUUGUUGAUUCAGACACAAGGGUAAAAAACGAAUAAAAAAAAACAAAAUUUCAUAACGUAUUCAAGAUUAAAUACUUUCUAGUCUGGUUGUCCUAAAUCAUUUGCAAGUCUCAUAUUUUUUGUAUAUAAAAGUUUAAAUUUAAAAAAAAGAAUAGAUAAUUGUCAGGUAGUUAAAGAUUUACGGAUUUAAAAAAUAGAUUAUGAUGAGAAAGUAUACAGCACUAGAUUAAAACAAAGCAAUUUGGCACUGCCGCACUCUUUGUUUAUUUAAGAAAUUUUGAAAAGUUAUUAAGGCAAUGUUGUAAUUCUAAUGUGUAAAGGCCCAGCUAUUAUAAUUUAAUUGGCCUACAGGUAUAAACAUGUAAUGGAUCGUGCAUUUCCUCUUUAAAUAUGGAAAUAAUAUUUUUUUACAAAGAUUUACAAAUUUAUUUCUGUUUAAAGGAAACAGUGGAAAAUAUUUUUAUGUUAGGAACAGGGAAAUCCAAUCAUUUUGUAAAACUACAGCUGUGAUCAAUUGCUUUUUCUUUUCAUUUUGUAAUUAGCGUAUUAGAAACAAGAAAAGAAAUAUGAAUAUUGUUAUUAUAUUAUGUUAUUAAUAGGACAUGUUUUGGUUUAUAUGUUUUUAUGUCAUUAAUAACAUGCCUUGCUUGUAUUGUUCAAGGCCAAACA
Messenger RNA from Cimex lectularius (bed bug), 3679 nucleotides. Its product is annotated as zinc finger FYVE domain-containing protein 1-like. Gene Ontology annotation, molecular function: metal ion binding. Bases 226 to 2340 code for a protein of 704 amino acids. Lineage: Eukaryota; Metazoa; Arthropoda; Insecta; Hemiptera; Cimicidae. The transcript has 9 exons. The record is from RefSeq and is a predicted model, not a curated record.